AUGACGAGUUUCCUGCCACAGACCUGCUUCAGGCAGCUAGCACGCGGCUAUCUGCCAAAGAGAAGCCCGGCUUUCCCUGCGCCUUUGUCACGCUCCCAACCAACACGAUGUUUCUCAACUACACUACGGGCCCAGUCUCGAGUCGGCGGCGCCCCAGUCUCAGUACCCCCCGAGGUCUCUUUAAAAUUUAUCGAUCUGCCUCAAGUGCAAGGCCGGGGAGCGGGUAAAGACCAACCUAAGGUUGCAGUUGAAGUUAAUGGGCCAUUGGGUCAAUUAACGUUGAACAUCCCUUCCUUUGUCAAUAUUGCACACGAUGAGAACCUUCGGAAAGCGUCCCUAACUGUCGCUGAUCCCGCUGUUCCGCACCAGCGUGCUAUGUGGGGAACCACCCGAGCCCACUUGCAGAACUACAUCCUUGGAGUGUCGGAAGGCCAUAUUUGCAUCCUGAGUCUGGUUGGUGUCGGAUACAGAGCUAGCAUUGAGCCAACAGCGACCACCGUCGAGCCCGAGUACCCCGGUCAGCAAUUUGUCUCCCUCAAGGCUGGAUAUUCACACCCGAUUGAGCUCGGCAUUCCAGAAGGCGUUCAAGCGAGUACACCCCAGCCUACUCGUAUCCUUCUGCAGGGCAGCGAUAAGCAGGUGGUCACGCAGUUUGCGGCGGAGAUCCGGGAAUGGCGCAAGCCCGAACCGUACAAGGGCAAGGGUAUUUUCAUCAACGGAGAGACAAUCAAGCUGAAGGCGAAAAAGAUUCGGUAAACGCGUCUACAGACUGGGGAGAAUGUCGGUUAUUAUCUGUAUAUUUAUAUCCGAGCGCCUUUCUUUUUGUCGGCGAAGGUUUUAUUUUAUGUACUUUUAAAGGUCUCCAUUAUAUGCAUCCAUCAAAGACAUUCCGGAUUGCCAUAAUAUCGCCACCUUGAGGGUAUCCUUCAGAGUUUCAAGACUUUCUUGACAGCGCUGAUUACUUCGUCCUGGAUGGCCUUGGGAGCGGCAACGACUCCCUUGUUGGCAGCCAAAGUCCUCCCCUUGCUGAAAUCCAGAGUUUGUCCAUAGAUAUCGGUCACCUGGCCACCGGCCUCGCGAACAAUGA
Aspergillus nidulans FGSC A4 is the source of this 1087-nucleotide messenger RNA. RefSeq names its product mitochondrial 54S ribosomal protein YmL16. The record is from RefSeq and is a predicted model, not a curated record. Lineage: Eukaryota; Fungi; Ascomycota; Eurotiomycetes; Eurotiales; Aspergillaceae. The coding region runs from base 1 to 756 and encodes 251 amino acids. Gene Ontology annotation, cellular component: mitochondrion; ribosome. Gene Ontology annotation, molecular function: structural constituent of ribosome; rRNA binding. The transcript has 3 exons. Gene Ontology annotation, biological process: translation.